AUGACAGAGUCGGCUGACCACAAGGAAUGUUCAGAAUCCGCCCAAGAGGAGACUAGUAAUAAUAAGGUAAUGGUGGAGGGGUCAGGGGAGCAUCGGGAGCGCGGUGAGGAUGCCGCCACUGGGCCAAGAAAUGAUGGAGAGCGCGGUGAACAAGCUGCCACUGGGGAAGACAAGGAACAUGGUGAAGACUCUGCCGCUGGGUCCAGGAAAGAUAGGGAACAAGGUCAAGAUACUAAAGAGGACUCAGACCCAGACCGUCCAAAGGGAAUUACCGGUUAUCUUUUAGAUACAGACUUUGUUGAAAGUCUACCUGUGAAAGUUAAAUACCGUGUGUUAACGUUCAAAAAGCUUCAAACUAUAGUAGCCAAUCUAGAAUCCAAAUUCCUGAAGGAAUUUCAUGAUAUUGAAAGAAGGUUUGCUGAAAUUUAUCAACCCUUAUUGGAAAAGAGACGUCAAAUAAUCAAUGCAAUUUAUGAACCUACAAAAGAGGAAUGUGAAUGUAGAGUGGACUCUGAGGAUUACGAUGAUGAGGAAAUGUAUGAUGAGGAAGUUACCUAUGAUAAUGAGGGGGGUCUAGUACAUGAGUACAUGGAUGAGGAUGAUGGCUAUGAGUACCAUUAUUAUGAUUAUGCUGUUGAGGAGGAGGAGGAGGAGGAGGAGGAGGAGGAGGAGGACAUGGAGGGAACUGGAGAAGGAAACAAAGAUGAUCCUAAAUGAAUUCCUGAUUUUUGGCUUUUAAAAAACAUUGACACCCUCACUUCUUUCAUUAAGAAAUAUGAUGAACCUAUUUUAAAGCUCUUGACAGAUGUUAAAGUGAAGUUUUCAGGUUCAGGUGAGCCUCUCAGCUUCACACUAGAAUUUCACUUCAAACCCAAUGCGUAUUUCAAAAAUAAGGUGCUGACAAAGACCUAUGUGCUGAAGUCAAGGCUAUGAUAUUAUGAUCCCCAUCCCUACAGGGGAACUGUGAUUGAAUACUGCACAAGCUGUGAGAUAGAUUGGAAUGAAGGAAAUAAUGUCACUUUGAAAACCGUCAAGAAAAAGCAGAAACACCAGAUCUGGGGAACAAUCUGAACUGUGACUGAAGAUUUUCCCAAGGAGUCAUUCUUCAAUUUCUUUACUUCUCAUGGAAGUGGCUCAAAUAGAAGACAUGGAAAUGAUGAUUUUUUUCUUGGUCACGAUUUUCAUACUUACAUUAUCCCAAGAUCAGUGUCGUUUUUCUUAGGUGAUGCACUUGAAUCUCAGCAGGGGGGAGUAGUUAGGGAAGUGAAGGAUGCUAUUUAUGAUGAAAUUAUUUAUGAUAAUUGGAUGGUUGCAAUUGAGGAGGUUAAAGCCUGUUGCAAAAAUCUCGAGGCAAUAGUAGAAUAUAUUGAUCACUAAAGUUAAGUGUAUAUGGCCCUGAAAUUAAUUGCCCUUGAUCUUGUUACUUAAGAAAUAAGAAGUUAA
This is a messenger RNA of Choloepus didactylus (southern two-toed sloth), 1443 nucleotides long. RefSeq names its product nucleosome assembly protein 1 like 2 (gene NAP1L2). Gene Ontology annotation, molecular function: histone binding; chromatin binding. Gene Ontology annotation, biological process: nucleosome assembly. Gene Ontology annotation, cellular component: chromatin; nucleus. The record is from RefSeq and is a predicted model, not a curated record. NCBI's taxonomy places the organism in Eukaryota, Metazoa, Chordata, Mammalia, Pilosa, Megalonychidae.